AUGUCGAGACCCAUUGUGGAGGCUGAAGUCGCCCUCUCACGGUGUGUUGAGGCGAUGCGUGAUGCAUUGCUUACUACAGUGAAGGACGCACUACCACAAUCGACAGGAUCACCAGAUACGACUAGUGCGGAAUGUGAUCUAGUUGACACCGCAGCACAGCGAUUAGAGUGGGAAUCGGGCGUAGAGCAGCAGCGUAUUGGUAGAAUUGUGGAUGAACUUGAUCGUCACUUUGCCGAGCUGGAACGUGCACUGACUGCACUCCCAGAUGUUCCUAUCGCGUUGUUGGAUCGUGAUAUUGCUUGGUUAAAUACUGAAGCAUCCUCUCUUGCGCAGGCAAUGAUAUCGACAUAUGAUGAGGCGGAAUCACUCGCCGCGAAACUUGAGGGUGAAAUUGUAACGCAGUCCGUGCCAUCAAUAUGA
Trypanosoma theileri is the source of this 420-nucleotide messenger RNA. RefSeq lists its product as uncharacterized. NCBI's taxonomy places the organism in Eukaryota, Euglenozoa, Kinetoplastea, Trypanosomatida, Trypanosomatidae. The record is from RefSeq and is a predicted model, not a curated record. The coding region runs from base 1 to 420 and encodes 139 amino acids. The transcript has a single exon.